GGUUCCAUUUUGGUUCUCAUGGGUGUAGUCACCGCCCGAGGCAUGUGGCCACUGCCCUGCAAGAGCGCGGGGGAGAUAGGUGGUGGGCGAGUCUGGGGACUGAGUGAGGAAGGGUCCGUGAUGUUCGCGGUGAGCCGCCCUGGCUCGGUGGCUGGAGGAACGCUGGUCCAGAUCUCCACCCCUUUCUCAGAAGAACCCAAAAUGGCCCAGUCCCUGAGAUCAGUGUCAUUGAAGGAUGUAACUGUAGACUUCAGUCAUGAGGAGUGGCAGCAACUGGACCUUGCUCAGAGAAUCCUUUACUGGGAUGUGAUGCUAGAAAACUAUUUCAACUUGAUCUCAGUGGGAUGUCAUGUUCCCAAACUACAAGUCAUCUUCAACUUGGAGCAAGGACAAGAGUCAUGUGUAUUGGAUGGUAGCAUUUUAGCAAAUCAGAGCUGUCCAGGUGGAGAUUUUGGUUUUGAAACUUCACAACAGGGACUGUCUGAAGAAGUUUCUUUUCAGUCUGAGAGAAUUAAUCUCUUCAUGAGAGAUGACUCAUAUUUCAUUUUAGAAAAAUUGUGGAAGGUUGGUGAAGAAACAGGGAACUACGAGGAAAACUGGAGCAGACUUUUAAGCCAUGUGGCCUUCAUCAGCAAGCAAACACUAGUUAAUGAGAGAGGUUGUGAAUAUAAGGACAUCAGAAAAAUGGUUCCUGUAGAUCUAGACCUGGUUCCUUCCAGAAAAAGACUACGUAACUAUGACUUGUUUGAAAUUAGUUUCAAACCUGUUAUAAGCUUAUGUAAUUACAAUAGAAAAAAUGCAACAGAAAAUCUUGAUAAGGUUAUAAGUUACAGUGAUGUUUUUACUCAUUUGAAUUCUCAUACAGAAGUGAAUGCUUGUGAAUGUACUCAAUGUAGGAAACUUCUGACCCAUAAGCAAGUUCUCAUUCAACAUCAGAAAAUGCACACAAGAGAGAACCUAUAUUUGUUUUCUGAAUAUGUAAAAGUUUUCAUCCAGAAGUCUCAACUUUUUGCACAUCAGAGUCUUUGUACUGUAGAAAAACAAGAAUGCAGCAAAUGUGAGACAGCCUUCCAGAAGCCCCAACUUACUGUAGAUCAGAGGGUUUAUCUGGGAGAGAAACCACAGAGAGGCAUGCAGUAUGGGAAGGGUUGUUCCCCCAAAUCAAACAUGUCUCAUAAUGAAGACAGUUACUCUAAAUGCAGUGAAUAUGGAAGAGCCUUUAUCCAGAAGUCAGAUCUGUUCAGAUGUCAGAGGAUUCAUACUAAAGGAAAACCCUAUGAAUAUAGCGAAAGUGAGAACUGUUCUCAGAAUCUAAACCUCAAUAUCCAUAAAAACAAUCAUACUACAGAGAAACACUUUGAAUGUACGGAGUGUGGAAAAACCUUCACGAGGAAGUCAACACUAAGUAUGCAUCAGAAAAUUCAUACAGGAGAAAAACCUUAUGUAUGUGCCGAAUGUGGGAAGGCCUUUAUCCGUAAGUCACAUUUUAUUACACAUGAAAGAAUUCACACUGGAGAGAAACCCUAUGAAUGCAGUGACUGUGGUAAAUCCUUUAUAAAAAAGUCACAACUCCAUGUGCAUCAGCGAAUUCACACUGGAGAGAAUCCCUUUAUAUGCUCAGAAUGUGGAAAGUUCUUCACUCACAAGACGAAUCUCAUUAUUCACCAAAAGAUUCAUACUGGAGAGAGACCCUACAUAUGUACUGAAUGUGGGAAGGCCUUUACUGACAGGUCAAAUCUCAUUAAACACCAAAAAAUUCAUACUGGAGAGAAACCCUAUAAAUGCAGUGAUUGUGGAAAAUCAUUCACCUGGAAGUCACGGCUCAGGAUACAUCAGAAGUGCCAUACUGGAGAGAGACAUUAUGAGUGCUGUGAAUGUGGGAAAGCCUUUAUCCAGAAAUCAACAUUAAGUAUGCACCAGAGAAUUCACAGAGGAGAGAAACCCUAUGUUUGCACUGAAUGCGGGAAGGCUUUCUUCCACAAGUCACAUUUUAUUACACAUGAAAGAAUUCAUACUGGAGAGAAGCCCUAUGAAUGCAGUAACUGUGGGAAAUCUUUCACUAAGAAAUCACAACUCCAUGUGCAUCAGCAGAUUCACACAGGAGAGAAGCCCUACAGUUGUGUUGAAUGUGGAAAGGCCUUCACUGACAGAUCCAAUCUCUUUACACAUCAGAAAAUACACACUGGUGAGAAACCCUAUAAAUGUACUGACUGUGGGAAAGCCUUCACUCGGAAGUCAGGCCUCCAUAUCCAUCAACAAUCCCAUACUGGAGAAAGACAUUUUGAGUGCAGUGAGUGUGGAAAAGCUUUUGCAAGGAAAUCAACACUGAUUAUGCAUCAGAGAAUUCACACAGGAGAAAAACCCUAUAUUUGCACUGAAUGUGGGAAGUGCUUUAUCCAGAAAUCACACUUAAAUAGACAUAAGAGAAUUCAUACCGGAGAGAAACCCUAUGGGUGCAGUGACUGUGGGAAGUCAUUCAUUAAGAAGUCACAGCUUCAUGAGCAUCAUCAAAUUCACACAGGAGAGAAGCUGCAUACAUGUGCUGAGUGUGGAAAGGCCUUCACCAUCAAGUCAAAUCUUAUUAAACAUCAGAAGAUUCAUGCUAAACAGAGACCCUAUGAAUGUUGCGACUUUGAAAAAGCCUUAAACUGGAGGCCACAACUCAGUAUACAGCAGAAAACUGAUAGUGGAGAUGUAUAAUACCCAGUGCCACAACCGUAACUUGGAGACACACAGGUGAGGGUGCAGCUUGCCUGAGAAACAGGAAGUAGCCAAAUACAACUUUCUUCUCUCUCUCAGAAUAAGGAAUAGCUGGUUCACAAAGCCCAUGUCCAGCCCCACUUCUGUGGGUACUUUGGAGAAAAGUUUCUGAGCAGCUUGUACUGGCCCUGCUCAGUUACUUCCUGACGCAGGAGCUGUCAGUCCCCUGCAAGUCACAAUGGAUAUUCAGGAAAACAACUUGCAAUCUGUCUUGUCUCCCUUUUGGAGUAAGCUGCUGUACAGAUACAAGGAUGUUGGGGUUUCCUGCCCUGGGUAGCAAAACUAUUCAGUAUUGACUUAGUUCAUAACUAGUAGUGUGGUGAGAAAUUUUUUUUUGUUCUCUAAGCACCCUGAGGACACUGAAAUCAAGGCAGAAGGUAGGAAAUUAUAGUCUAUAAUGAAAAGGAACCAGAAGUUUUUGUGCAAAUGGGCACUAGACACAAAGGAUUUUUGUUAAGUCACUGUCAUCUAUUCUUUAUAGAAUGAAUUGGUGUAAUGCUGUGGCAGUAGAUCCCAAAGAGGUCUAAAAUAACUACUAGCCUGUGUCCUAGAAGUGAUCAAUGAUGUGCACAGCAGCCCCUAACUACAUGUUACCUUUGAGUUGGCCUUCAGAAGAUGGAAGUCAGCUACAGGGACCAGGACCUAGGUGACAGCUCUUUUAGAUCCUCAGCUUCGUCCACAAAAACUGGCAAUUUUUUUUUUCCUGAUUCCUAUUUGAAAAAGGAGCAAAUUAAGAAAAUGGGU
This is a messenger RNA of Tupaia belangeri chinensis (Chinese tree shrew), 3504 nucleotides long. It is a transcript of the gene ZNF484, whose product is annotated as zinc finger protein 484. The record is from RefSeq and is a predicted model, not a curated record. The coding region runs from base 19 to 2700 and encodes 893 amino acids. Lineage: Eukaryota; Metazoa; Chordata; Mammalia; Scandentia; Tupaiidae. Gene Ontology annotation, molecular function: DNA-binding transcription factor activity, RNA polymerase II-specific; RNA polymerase II cis-regulatory region sequence-specific DNA binding. Gene Ontology annotation, biological process: regulation of transcription by RNA polymerase II. The transcript is spliced from 5 exons.